Molecule: messenger RNA, 972 nt
Organism: Aspergillus luchuensis
Lineage: Eukaryota; Fungi; Ascomycota; Eurotiomycetes; Eurotiales; Aspergillaceae
Product: peroxidase family protein
Exons: 8
Coding region: 1-972 (323 amino acids)
Molecular function (GO): peroxidase activity
Source: RefSeq, a predicted model, not a curated record
AUGCAGGUGACGCUUGUGGCGAUUCGUCAGGGGCUGCUGUGUAACAUGAAAACAAAGCAACCCAAAUUUAUUACUCCCUUAUUCACGAUGCUAAAUUACUUCAAGAUAGCCGCAAACAUUCUGUUCCGAUUUCUCAAAGCAGUCUACGAUCUUAUUUCAUUUGGUGUCUACAUUGUCCAACUCUCCAUUCGUGACUUGAUAUCGACUGUCACGAAUCCCUUCCUUCCCAAUCGUCCAGUCGGGGAUGUUAUACCCCGUGGGUACCCAGGCCAUGGAGGGGUUUGGCCAGAGUACACGGCCCCUAAGCGAGGAGAAGAUUCCCGCUCGCCUUGUCCAGGACUCAACGCUUUAGCUAAUCACGGGAUCCUGCCAAACAAUGGAAAACGUAUUACCUACGCACAAUUAUCGCAUGCGAUCCAACAUGCAUACAACCUUGCACCAACUCUAGCAAGUCAGCUUACCUCUGCAGCUAAGCAGCUGGACCAAGGUCGAGGCUGGAUUAAUCUCCACGAUCUCAACGUCUUGAACGUUGUCCAACAUGACGCCUCAUUUACCCGUCCCGAUAUCGCAUUCUGCCCGGACCAAAGCAUCCCGCACACCGACCUGAUUAAUAGAUUACUCGACCACGCAUCGGAUGGGAAGCAUCUCUCACUGACCGACUUUUCCUACUACUCUGGUCUUCGCCGUGCGGAGUGCAAACGGAGUAAUGGCCAGUACACACUAUCGGGGAGUUUCAUCCACAAGAUGAUCGGAUCUGGAACCAGCGCCCUCAUGUAUUCAAUCUUCGGUGGGGAUAUCGAAGCGCUACGGGCGUGGCUUGUGGACGAGCGUUUCCCAGAUGGCUGGGAGCCGAAGAAUAGGGAGGCUCUCGGCCAUACAAUUGCCCAAGCAUUGACUACCUCUCUUGCCGUUGAGUUUAGUAUCGAUGAGAAGCAAGCCUUGCGGGAAGGAGAUGUCUUUUACCACGAGUGA